Molecule: messenger RNA, 3554 nt
Organism: Trichosurus vulpecula (common brushtail)
Lineage: Eukaryota; Metazoa; Chordata; Mammalia; Diprotodontia; Phalangeridae
Gene: CYTH1
Product: cytohesin 1
Exons: 13
Coding region: 146-1348 (400 amino acids)
Biological process (GO): regulation of ARF protein signal transduction
Molecular function (GO): guanyl-nucleotide exchange factor activity
Source: RefSeq, a predicted model, not a curated record
CAGAUUUACAGGUAUUUCUGGGCCCACGAAAUCUUACUUAGUUUGGAAAGCUUUCUAUUUGGUUACAUUUUUUUUUUUACCAGAAGAAACCAAUUGAGAGGAAUAAACUUAGUUGAGACCUUCAUAUUUUAUCCAAUUGAGCAAGAUGGUCCUUAAAACAGAGGAAGAGGAAGUUCCUGGCGACCUGUCCUUACAAGAACGUCAGGAACUGGAGAACAUCCGUCGUCGGAAGCAGGAACUAUUGGCUGACAUUCAACGUCUGAAGGAUGAGAUAGCAGAAGUGACGAAUGAAAUUGAGAGCCUGGGAUCCACAGAAGAGAGGAAAAACAUGCAGAGGAACAAACAGGUAGCCAUGGGCAGGAAAAAAUUCAAUAUGGACCCCAAAAAGGGGAUCCAGUUCUUAAUAGAGAAUGACCUGUUGAAGAACACUUGUGAAGAUAUUGCACAGUUCCUUUACAAAGGUGAAGGGCUCAACAAAACUGCUAUUGGAGACUACCUGGGUGAAAGAGAUGAAUUUAACAUCCAAGUCCUUCAUGCUUUUGUGGAGUUACAUGAAUUCACAGAUCUUAAUCUUGUCCAGGCAUUACGGCAGUUUCUGUGGAGCUUUCGUCUUCCAGGAGAGGCACAGAAGAUUGAUCGAAUGAUGGAAGCAUUUGCACAGCGAUAUUGUCAAUGCAAUAAUGGAGUCUUUCAGUCUACAGAUACUUGCUACGUUCUCUCCUUUGCCAUCAUUAUGUUGAAUACCAGUCUCCAUAACCCCAAUGUCAAAGAUAAGCCCACAGUAGAGAGGUUCAUUGGCAUGAAUCGAGGUAUUAAUGAUGGAGGCGAUCUGCCAGAAGAACUGCUCAGGAAUCUCUACGAGAGCAUAAAAAAUGAACCCUUUAAAAUCCCUGAAGAUGAUGGAAAUGACCUCACUCAUACUUUCUUCAAUCCAGAUCGUGAAGGCUGGCUACUGAAACUUGGAGGUGGCAGGGUAAAGACGUGGAAGAGACGCUGGUUCAUUCUGACCGACAACUGCCUUUACUACUUUGAAUAUACAACGGAUAAGGAGCCCCGUGGGAUUAUUCCUUUAGAGAACCUAAGUAUCCGGGAGGUAGAGGACUCCAAAAAGCCAAACUGCUUUGAGCUUUACAUCCCUGACAAUAAGGAUCAAGUAAUCAAAGCUUGUAAGACUGAGGCUGACGGUCGAGUAGUGGAGGGAAACCACACAGUCUAUCGGAUUUCAGCUCCAACUCCUGAGGAAAAGGAGGAGUGGAUCAAAUGCAUCAAAGCAGCCAUCAGCAGGGAUCCUUUCUACGAGAUGUUAGCAACAAGGAAGAAGAAAGUUUCCUCUACCAAGAGACAUUAAGAGCCUGUGCCAGCUAAUCGGGAUCAGAAUCUUACAGUGUGAAGAAUUCUUGAUUUUCUCCCUCUGCCAUUCUACACAUGGGGAGAGAGAGGGCUGCGAAGCAGGAGCAUCUUCUGCCACUUAGCAUUGCCCUGAGUUCCUAAGGACCAGCUUCAGCUUUUGCAAUUUUUUUUAAGCAAGUGGGGGGAGGGAUUGGGGUGGGCAGUUAUCAGUUGAGGAGAAGAGGGAAGCUGAGCCCUUUUAAGGCAUGGAUUCAUAAUUUUUUUCUUUGAAAAAGAACAGAGCAAAUCAGCUUCCCUGCAAGUCUCUCCACUCAGCAGGUCUGAUAGCAGAGCUUGGAGUCAACCAUUUACCUCUUGGUUAUUUUUCCUGUGAAGAAGCCUUCAAUUCCUGCACCAUAGGUACAUUUAUAAAUAUAUUGUAUGUUAAAGUGAAAGGUGAGAUGGAAGAGAUAAACCACACACCAUAAAGAUAUAUUUUUGGCUUUAAAGAAGUUUGCCCAGAUGCAUUAUUCUCUGUCCAGUCUUGAAGACUCCCAGAUAAAUUUUGUUCCUCCCUGGGGGAAGGAGCAGCAUAGGCAACACAGGUCUCUACCACCACGCAUUGAGAAGGGAUGAGGAUAAUGCCAUUACUACCUCUCCAAUCUACUUUGCAUUGUCCUGGCUUAGUGAGCUGGAGAAUGUCUUCUAUUGUUUGAGUAAGCCAUUGGGUUUGGGAGAAAGGUGGGGUAAGGGUUGGUGUGGAGAGUGGGAAAGGAAGCAGUGAAGCUUAAUGGGGGCCUCAGAUCUUAUUUUACCCACCUACAAGGGACUCGAAUACAGCCACUGGUAUGCUUUGUGGGCCCUGUGGUUGGUGUGGCCACUCAUGCCAUGGGCUGUAAAGCAAAACAGAGUUCUGUUGGUGGUGGUAUAUUCUCAUUCUCACUGCACAUGGGACACUGAAAAGAAGAAAGUGGUUGGAGCUUUUGAGAAUAUUUUUUUUCCUUCUUCAAAAUUAAUGCUCCUCCUGAGCUUAAAAGGAAAAAAAAAUCAGCAUUUUUCAUUGAACAAAACACCAAAUAACCAAAAUGAUGUGGAGGGCAGCCCCCAUGAGCUGUCCCAUUUUUCUUUUUCUUUCCUUGUUUUCAGCUACUUUCCCCAAAAGCUCUAGUCCUCGUUCUAGAGGAAGGACCAAGUCCUGCUUAGUCUCCUUGAGGCUUUGUUUUUUCCUCCCUCAAAUAGAUAGUCCUUAGGUACUUCCCUAAAUGCAUCUUCACACUAGGAUCUCAUUUGCUUGAUCCUACCAAAGGAUUAAACUGAAACUCUUCCUGCUUUAUAAUUCUUUGGGUGGCUUCUUGAAGUGAGUAGAUGACAGUCUCAGCCCAUAAAAUGCCACUCCCAGGGACUAUCAGUAGUAGCAGUUCCUUAUUUCCAUAGAAUCUAACCUGGCAAUCUGAAAAACCCUUAGGAUAAUUUAUCAGUGCAUUUCUUCCCAUACCUUCUAGGACGCACCGUAUAAGGAAGUAGCUCUGUAGGCCAUUCAGAUUCCCAACAGGUGAUAGAGCCCUCAGAGCUCUUCAUCUCUGAAAAUCAUCCUGAAAAGGUGUUGGGGAAGAGAGCAUGGGGAUCAUCAGUAGUGUCCCACCUACCAAUGGUAAUGAAUUGCCGAAUUCUCCCUGAAAUCUAAUAGGUGGUUUCAUGGAGUGACAUCAAGUGCUUUUGUGUCUGGACCCUGUUUGGAAGGUAUCUGAAAAGAGCACAGACCAGAACCUUCCAUUUAAGAGCAUAACAGUCAGUGUGCAGAAAGCAAGAUUCUGGGAGGUUUGAGCUCUGUUGUUGAUACCAGAGUUACCCCAUGUAGGUUCAGUCCUUUGACCAUGUUUCAGUUCCUCCCCUUGUGAGUCGAUUCAGUGCACUGGUUCUAGCAAGUAAGCUGGGGGGUGGGGAGGGUGAGGAAAGGGAGGCAAAUGGAUCAGUAUUAGUCUAUUUAUCAGAGAUGUAAAUAAUCUAUGUAUAGUUUUUCUCCUUUAGAUUAUUUUGUAUUUGGAAAAGAGGUUUUUUUUGUUUUUUGUUUUUUGUUUUGUGGGGGAGAUCUAAAGAGAUGAGCAAUCACUGCUGACAGGAUUUAUUUUAAUUAUUCUGAUUUUGUUUUUGUUUUGUUUUGUUUUGUUUUGCCAUGUAAACUAGAGCCAAGAAACUGCAGCAAAUAAACUCCAAACCUUCCCUGA